AUGCAUCUUGAGUCCAUGGGAAUCUCAAAUUCUAUAUAUGAAUUUAAUAAUUGCUUGGCACAAGACAAAGCAAAAGCACAAGUUUUUCUUCGUAAGCAUAUUGAUGAAAUGUUAAGAUUUGAAUAUCUUGAUGUUACUGAUCCAAGUAUUCUCUGGAAUCUUUUGAAAGAGAGAUUUGAUCAUCAAAAGGAAGUUAUACUUCCAAAUGCUAGAGAUGAAUGGAGAACACUGAGGUUUCAAGACUUCAAGAAAGUGAAUGAAUACAACUCAUCUUUGUUCAGGAUAUGUUCACAACUCAAGUAUUGUGGACAAGAAGUUACUGAUGAAGAUAUGUUGGAGAAAACUUACUCCACAUUUCAUGCGACAAACAUUACCUUGAUGCAACAAUAUCGGAUGCAAAAGUUCACAAUAUAUUCUGAACUAAAUGCAUGCCUGCUUGUUGCAGAGCAAAACAACGAGCUCUUGAUGAAAAACCAUGAAUCUCGUCCAACAGGAUCAGUAGCACUUCCUGAAGCAAAUGCUAUAAAUACUGAUGGUCAUCGAAACAAUACACGUGGACGAGGGCGUGGUCGUGGCUAA
Messenger RNA from Lactuca sativa (garden lettuce), 579 nucleotides. RefSeq lists its product as uncharacterized. The record is from RefSeq and is a predicted model, not a curated record. NCBI's taxonomy places the organism in Eukaryota, Viridiplantae, Streptophyta, Magnoliopsida, Asterales, Asteraceae.